AUGGACACCACUACCACCGACAACGACAGCUUCGUCACCGCCGACGCUCGAGAGCAUGAUGGCAAGACGCAACCGGCCGGGAACACUAUACGCGCGCCAUCAGAUAUCAGCGAACGCGGCGAUGAUCGUGAGAAAGACAGCAUCGAGGAUGAUGGCGAGGGUCGAAGCAACGACACCGUAGAGAGUACCGAGGCCACAGGCGGCGCCCACGAUGACGAGAAUGAAGCGGAUGUGAACGAAGCUGUCGCCAUCUACAACGCAAUCAGCGACGAGACUGCAGGCAGCGAGGACAACAGCCCAGGCGGUGAGGGGAGCUCCGAAGGCGAGGAGUCUGGCACCAAAGUCGCAACACCAGGCCGAAAGGGCGGGAAGGAUGUCGAGCAGAGCAUCGCCGCGCCCCCACCACCAUUCAUCAUGCCCAUCACCAAAGCCGAAAUGCUUGCCUUCCUCGACGAGCACGAUGGCGACGACACAUGUCGCAACGUAAAGGAGUGCAUCGCGAUCGCUCGUGCAUUGGUCGAACAGCAACCCGAAGCCGCUCUUGAUCCCAGGCAAAUGCUUGCUCGUCUUGAUCAAUGGGCCAUCGGUGCGGACGAGAAUAAGCUCAUGAAUAUCGAGAUCGCGCGUAUGGUUAUUGCUAGGAUGGAGAAGGAGAAGGAGAAGGAGGAGGCUGAGGAGGCUGUUGGGACUCCGAAUAAACGUAAGCGUCAGACUAAGGCGAAGAUGAGGGAUGGGGAGGAGGAGGAGGGCACGCUGGCUAAGAAGGGUAGGACUCCGGGCAAGUUGAAGGGUGCUGGGAAGCUGAAGAAGGGGAAGGAGGUUGACGAGAAGGUGGUUGGUGAGGAGGGAGAGGGAGAUGAAGAGGAUUGA
Messenger RNA from Pseudocercospora fijiensis CIRAD86, 870 nucleotides. RefSeq lists its product as uncharacterized. The record is from RefSeq and is a predicted model, not a curated record. Lineage: Eukaryota; Fungi; Ascomycota; Dothideomycetes; Mycosphaerellales; Mycosphaerellaceae. Bases 1 to 870 code for a protein of 289 amino acids. The transcript has a single exon.